AUGUUUAACCUGCUUAUGGGUAAACAGAUGUUUAAAAGAGGAAGAGGGUCGACUCACGAGUUUCACUGGGAGAAUAACAAUAUCCCAUUACCUUUACCGUCAAGCAGAAAAGAAGGGUACUUUUACCAAAGUGGAUUAAUCCGGGCAUACUUAAUAGCCUUCCUUAGAAUUGCUUUCAGUAAAAGAAACAACGUCAAAUCACUUGUUGACAGCAACGUACUUAAGGUUAUACCGGUGUCCUUGGCUAAGGAUGGUUUCACCCUAAAAUCGAGCUUCGAAGUGGAUCAACACGCUAAUAAGAAAUUUGUAACCGAGGUUGAAAUAAUGAGCAUCACAACUCUCGAUAACAAAACAUCAUUAAUUGUUGGAAACGAUUUUGUUGGGUCAGAAGGGGAUAGACGUUCAACUCUGCAGUGCCAUGUGAAAAGGCUGAGAGAAUUGCAGCAAUGUUUGAAUUGCCUACAGGGAAGUGAAGGUUUAACGGUCAAAGAAGUGUGCCACACAACCGAAUGUGGCAAAUGUCUUUCCAGUAAAGCGGUCUGUGAAGCCUGUAAAAGUGACGGUUUCAUGCACUGGUGCCCAGCCUUGAGUUUAGAAAAGGAACUCCCAUGCCAAAGAGCUGUUUGCUUUAACAUCACCACUGACUGGCAAUCUAAAUUGAAAACUGCUCUAGAGCCUCUGCAGACAGAUCAAAGAGAAGGGCUUUGCGAUUCCUACAGCACAUUGACCGCUCCAAAUCCGGACAUUGUACAUGCAGGAAAAAUGUACAUAGGUCACACAGCAACUGGUUUCUAUUUAUUGACAAUACCCACUUUUCUCUUGUGA
This is a messenger RNA of Porites evermanni, 825 nucleotides long. NCBI's taxonomy places the organism in Eukaryota, Metazoa, Cnidaria, Anthozoa, Scleractinia, Poritidae. The record is from the annotation of a GenBank genome assembly.